Messenger RNA from Magnolia sinica, 1862 nucleotides. RefSeq lists its product as uncharacterized. The coding region runs from base 80 to 1423 and encodes 447 amino acids. The transcript has 6 exons. Lineage: Eukaryota; Viridiplantae; Streptophyta; Magnoliopsida; Magnoliales; Magnoliaceae. The record is from RefSeq and is a predicted model, not a curated record. Gene Ontology annotation, cellular component: chloroplast thylakoid membrane; chloroplast envelope.
AAGAACAACAGAGAAUUCCGUUUUCUUCUUCCAAAAACCCUAAUCGAUAAACCCUAAAAUCUUCUCUUCUUACUUUGGCAUGGAAAUUGCUUCGGCAACUACCCAACCUCCUUCAAUUCCUCUUCUCCAGAUUCCUUCUUAUCGGAUUCGAAGCUCUCAUCCAUCCCGCGCUUCUGCUCUUUAUCUAUCUGGCAACAGAAAACCUGGCGGAAUCAGAGCCGUUCUUCCCUGCUACGGGAUUUCGGUGCCCGUUCGCAAGAGCAAAACAAAAGGUUACUAUGUACAGUUUGGACAUUGCGGGCCACGGCAAUUAUCAUCCAUUUCAGCUGUUGGUAAUAGCACUGUACUACCAAGUGACUGCACUAGAGAGCAGCCUUCAUUUUCAGUCCAGGAAGACAACAUCACAGGUCGUGAAGAUGAGGAUAGAGAGGAUCCUGAGUCCUCAGAAAAUGAUAGAAUGAUUAGAGUUUGUGACAAGCUAAUUGAAGUUUUCAUGGUCGACAAGCCCACGUCGACUGACUGGAGAAGGUUAUUAACAUUCAGCAAGGAAUGGAGCAACAUCCGGCCUCAUUUCUAUAACCGCUGUCAGGAAAGAGCAGAUGCGGAGCAUGACCCAGGGAUGAAGCACAAGCUACUUCGCCUUGGAAGAAAGCUGAAGGAGGUUGAUGAUGAUGUGCAAAGGCAUAAUGAACUUCUUGAAGUGAUUAGAGGAGCACCAUCUGAAAUUAGUGAGGUUGUGGCCAGGCGCAGAAAAGAUUUUACUAAGGAAUUCUUUGUGCAUCUUCACACUGUAACAGAAUCCUAUUGUGAGAAUCCGGCUGAGCAAAAUGAUUUGGCAAAACUGGGAAAUGCAUGCUUGGCUUCUGUACAGGCGUAUGAUACUGCUUCUGAAAGCAUCGACGCUCUGAAUGCUGCUGAGUUGAAGUUCAAUGAUAUCAUUAAUUCCCCCACUCUAGAUGCAGCGUGCAAAAAGAUAGAUUCUUUGGCCGAGAAAAAACAACUUGAUUCUGCAUUGAUGCUAAUGCUCACCAAAGCUUAUUCAGCUGCCAAAGAGUCGAAUAUGAUGAAAGAUGAGGUAAAAGACAUACUGUAUCACUUGUACAUGACUGCAAGAGGUAAUCUUCAGCGGCUCAUGCCCAAGGAGAUCAGGAUACUCAAGUAUCUUCUCACAAUCGAGGAUCCUGAGCAGCAGUUAUGUGCUCUAAAAGAUGCAUUUACUCCAGGUGAUGAACUCGAAGGGAAGGAUGUUGACAACUUAUUCACUACUCCAGAGAAGCUUCAUACCUGGAUACAAACUGUCGUUGAUGCGUACCAUUUCAGCAGAGAAGGGACUCUCAUCAGGGAAGCAAGGGAUUUGAUGAACCCAAAGAUCAUAAAAAAGCUGGAGGAACUGAAGAAACUAGUUCAGAACAAUUUCAUGUAACGUAAUAUUGGCAAUAUUAACAGAUUCAUGUCAAUCUGCUCUCAAGCAAUCUCUCCCUCAACCCCCAUUAUACACAACACUCAAAACCCAUAAGCUUCAAAACCCAAAUCACAGCCCCUAACUUCAGAAAUAGAACUUAAUACAUCCAAUUUCUCCUUGGACCUGAUUGCAUUCACCCGAGUUGAGGCCUUGUAUUACCCAUAAAGCCCCAGAUCUCAAAGAAACUUUUCUGCUGCCAUGAACCCUUCGAUUACCUGAUGCUUCAAAGGACGAAGAAUCACCUGUCUGCAAUCGCUGUUGAUAUGUGCCAUUACAUUGAAGUGAAAACAUACCUUUGUGGGAUGCCUGUACCAUUUGUAUGGUGGAUGAUUUCGUAAAUUAUACAAUAUGAUUAACCUUGCUUAUUUGAUUUAAAAAAUGGAAGUUGAGCUACCAGCCA